CACGCGUCAGAAUGCAUUUCCAAUUUUUUCCUUUCUACAUAACGGUUUUAAUUUACGCUUUGUUCUCUGAAAUUUGUGGAGCCAAUACAAAUGAGUUUGAUAAUGCAUUAAUUGUUGAUUUACCUAAUGGCAGAAUACGUGGCCGAGACAACGAUUACUUUUACAGUUAUGAAUCGAUUCCAUAUGCAGAACCACCACUUGGCCCACUGCGAUUCGAAUCACCACGACCAUACUCGGGAAAUUGGUCAGACACGUUCGAUGCGACACGUGAACCCAUCGAGUGCAUGCAAUGGGAUCAGUACAAAGCUGGCGUAGAUAAGCUUCAUGGCAUUGAGGAUUGUCUCACUGUGAAUGUUUACAAACCAAAGUUGUUGGUCGAGGUUGGCCGCACACAAGCUGCUCUUCCAGUCCUUGUGCUUAUACACGGUGGCGCUUUUAUGUUUGGUUCAGUGCGCGCAAAUGGUCAUGAGCAUUUUAUGCGUAACGGUCGCGUAAUUGUGGUUAAAAUGGGUUAUCGUCUUGGUCCGCUUGGGUUUCUCAGCACGGAAGACUCCGUUAUUUCGGGUAAUUUUGGCAUGAAAGACCAACGUUUGGCGCUGCAGUGGAUUAAGGCGAAUAUUGCUUGCUUUGGUGGUGAUCCAGAGCGCAUUAUGUUAUUGGGUUUCUCUUCAGGCGGUGUGGCUGUGCAUUUGCAUAUUUUGGCUAAUCGCAAUCUAACAGAAUAUGCGCGCGUGGCUGCCUCUUUUAGUGGUGUUGCAUUUAAUCCGUGGGCGAUUAGCCAUAAGACUCGCGAACGUGCAUUUGAAUUGGCCAAAAAUCUCGAUUGUCCAGAUGUAAGUAGUUCACAAUCAAUUAAAGAAUGUUUACAACGUAAGCCAGCAACGGCGAUUGUGCGUGGCGUCAAACAAUUUUUGGUCUUCGGCUAUAAUCCGUUUACCACAUUUGGGCCAAGCAUAGAAGACGGAGCAGUCAAGGAUGCGUUUCUAACGCGUUUCCCGCGGGAUAUAGUUGAAUCGGGCGAUUUCGCACAACUACCUUGGUUGGUGUCCUAUGCAGCACAGGAUGGUGGUUACAAUGCUGCUGAGUUGUUAAAACGCUCACCGCGUAGGGAGGAGCUGAUCGAAGUUUUUAACGACCGUUGGUAUGACUUGGCGCCAUACAAUUUAUUUUAUAAGGACACUAUGAAGAGUGUAGAGCAAAUGGAUGACUAUUCUGUUGCGUUAAAACGUCGCUAUUUAGGUGAUAAAGAAUUCUCCAUUGACACGUACUCACAUGUGCAGCGUAUGUAUACGGACGUGCUCUUCAGAAACGGAGUGGAGCAAGCAAUACGCUUGCAGCGCGCACGCGGACGUAGUCCCAUCUACGCUUAUGUGUACGACAACCCUGCUGAUGAGGGCAUCGGACAGGCGUUAUCACAUCGUAGGGACGUAAAAAUGGGUACGGUUCAUGGAGACGACUUUUUUCUGAUGUUUAGUAAUGCGGGCAGAUCGAAAAUUCGAGCUGAUGAGAAACUAAUUUCACAAAAAUUCGUAACAAUGUUGGACAAUUUCGCCUCGAAGAGUGAUGAGCUAAUGUUUGGCGAUUGCAAGUUCGUUGAUAAUGUGAAAAAGGACGAGAUUCAGCUAAUGUUCAUUACUAAAAACGCCUGUGAAAACAAAGAGGUUUCAACACUACCAUCGUUUUAAAAAAGCUGAUGAUAAAUAUAUGUAGAUAUGAAUAUGUACAAGUAAUUUUUAAGCAAAAAACAAAACCUGCUUCCAUUCUCAUAUAAGAAUUUUAGAUUAUAGUUGAUUUCUUCGUGAUCCAAUGAUCGGAUCUAAACCCUAACACCUUUCCUUAAAAAAAAAAAGACACAAUCAUAUAAAUCGGUUAAUGUGAUCCAAGGUUAUGCAAUAACAUACAUAAGAAAAAUAUAUAUUUCGAAGAAUUGAUAACCUCCUGCUU
This is a messenger RNA of Rhagoletis pomonella (apple maggot), 1944 nucleotides long. RefSeq names its product esterase-5B-like. NCBI's taxonomy places the organism in Eukaryota, Metazoa, Arthropoda, Insecta, Diptera, Tephritidae. The coding region runs from base 12 to 1685 and encodes 557 amino acids. The transcript is spliced from 3 exons. The record is from RefSeq and is a predicted model, not a curated record.